This is a messenger RNA of Dermacentor silvarum, 2029 nucleotides long. RefSeq lists its product as uncharacterized. The transcript has 2 exons. Gene Ontology annotation, molecular function: zinc ion binding; RNA binding; double-stranded DNA binding. Gene Ontology annotation, biological process: activation of innate immune response. The coding region runs from base 1 to 1221 and encodes 406 amino acids. The record is from RefSeq and is a predicted model, not a curated record. Lineage: Eukaryota; Metazoa; Arthropoda; Arachnida; Ixodida; Ixodidae.
AUGGCCUCUUCCGGGGCAGCGACAGCGGUCACUUCUGGCCGCGGAAACAGGACCAGUGACGAUGCCAAGGAAUAUCCGUUUAUUCUGCCUCAACUGCCUAAAGGACGAGUGGCUAUUAAUACCGUGUUUUUGCACGGUGAUGUACGUGCCAGACCCUACAAGGUCGAGGACUUCAGGGACGCCCUGCUGCCAACGGGUUUGCUACCUGACGUGGCAUGCAUAGGGGCGUACCAGAUUAAUCACGUCUGGGCGGUGACCCUCAAGGAUGCGACCGCUACGAAACGGCUGGUGGACCUCAAAGAACUGCAGGUGAAGGGACGACGGUGCGUCAUCGUCGACCCGCAGGACCAGCAGGUGAAGCUUAGACUUCACUGGCUGCUGUACGGUGUUGCCGACGAGGACGUCCGGACGGCGUUCGCGGCUUUUGGCAAGGUGGAGGAGGUGAGCCGGGAGAGGUGGCGGGUCCACGGCAUGGGGGACAAGACCUCAACCACACGGACCGUCCUCCUGAAACUCAAGAGCGGCGUCAAGGUGGAGGACCUUCCGCAUCAGGUCCGCGUCGGCGGGGAAUUGGCACUGGUGGUUGUUCCUGGUAGGCCCAUGCAGUGCCUGCGCUGCCAGGGCACGGGACACGUUCGCCGUGAGUGCAAGGUCCCCCGAUGUUCCCGGUGUAGGCGUUUCGGCCACGUCGACGACGACUGCGUCAAGUCGUACGCCGCCGCGACAGGUCCAGCAGUGACCGACGUCGUGGCAGAGCAUGUCAUGGACGUGGUUGAGGCGGAGGACGCCGCUGAAGGAGCAGGAAGCCUGGUGACCACCGCGACAAGCAGUGGCACGUCGACCGGUGGCGCGGAAGACAAGGUGGCUGAUGCUGCCGAGAAGCCAAGAGAGCACGUACAGGUCGAGACCGCCGAAGGCCAGGUGACGGGAGGUGGUGGUGAAGGCGCCCCCGACGACAACACCGUGGCAAUGCAGCAGGACGAGGCCGUCAACGACGGUGACCGGCCAGCGACUCCCGGUGGCCCAGUCAAGCGCCCGCACGACGAAAGUAACCGGGACGAGGGUGCAGGAAGCACCAGCGAGGGACCGCCGACGAAGACGCCGCUUGGGAGACGCAUGGGCUUCAAGCCUAAGCCGAAUGUCCCGACCGAGAAAAAGCCUGGGGACAAUGCGCCACCGACGAACAACGCCGGGAAGCCGCAAGGACCCGGAGGCGGCUAGCCAAGGGCUAGUCGUGAACGGUAAGCACCAUGCUCCGGGCCUACCUUUUCUUUAGUCCAAGAUGGCUGAAAUUCCGUCCCUUAGUAUUGCCACAUUAAAUGUGAGAGGGUUGGCGGCUAGUCGUAGGCAGAGUCAGCUCCUACGGUUGGUCACUGAACACGACAUUGACGUACUAGCCGUCCAGGAGACUAAGGUGGACGGAGAGGAGAAGACCGGGAGCAUGGUGCGGCGUUUCACGAAUAGAUAUUUCGCGGUGGUUAGCCAUGCGAUAGGCACAUCGGGCGGGUGCAUACUUUUUGUGAAAAAACUGCCGGGUCUAGUGAUUGAAAGUGUAUAUUCUUGUCAGUCUGGCAGGAUAGUUUUUUGCGAUGUUGUUAUGUGUGAAGCUGAGUUCCGCGUCAUAUGCAUAUACGCGCCGAAUUCAGUGGAUGAGCGUGCACUUUUUUUUUCGAACCUUGUACAGUAUGUACGUUGUGAUAGGCGCGUAAUCCUGCUAGGUGAUUUCAAUUGUGUGUUGAGCGCUAAAGAUAGAGUCAGCAAUACCGGUAUGCGUGACAGAAGUAGUGACGUGCUAUCAAAUCUUAUCUGUGAAAAUGAACUUGAAGAUGUAUUUGAGUGUCUGGAAGAUGGGCGCGAAGUAACCUUUACGCGUUUUCAGGGCAGUAGCCAUGCGCGACUGGAUCGCAUGUAUAUCUCGUUGGAUAUGAUUCCAACAUGCCAUGGUUAUUGCGUUUUACCAGUGUCGUUUUCCGACCACUGCCUAGUCAAAUGCCAUGUAGGUAUCGAAAAAAGGCGAAAUGCUUUUGAU